AUGCAGUGCUCUCAAAGAAAUAAAUGUAGGAUGGCACCUAAAACAAAGAGUUCCGACAAAAACAAGGACAAACAGAAAGGUCUAGAAGUAUUCAGUGAGUCGGCAAUGCGAAACAACUACAGCUCUCUUGAAUAUAGUAGAACAUGUCAAGCAGCAGCUUCGGGAAUGGCUGCAGGAAUUCUCGGCUUGACAGGAAUACCUGGUUUCAUCUUCUACUUUGUGUCAGUAGCAAUCCAAGCUCUAUUCUGGGAAGCGAAGGCGGGUUUUGAAUGGAAAUCCUAUUUCCUCGAUCGAACACUCUCUGUGACACAUUCAAUAGUCGGCGGAUUGUUCACCUAUAUUCUUUUUUGGGUAUUUCUUUACGGAAUGGUUCACGUGUACUAG
Messenger RNA from Necator americanus (New World hookworm), 384 nucleotides. RefSeq lists its product as uncharacterized. Lineage: Eukaryota; Metazoa; Nematoda; Chromadorea; Rhabditida; Ancylostomatidae. The record is from RefSeq and is a predicted model, not a curated record. Gene Ontology annotation, biological process: protein folding in endoplasmic reticulum; autophagosome assembly. Gene Ontology annotation, cellular component: EMC complex; membrane; endoplasmic reticulum. The transcript has 5 exons. Bases 1 to 384 code for a protein of 127 amino acids.